AUCUUUUUCUGGAGGUUGCUUCUUGUGGAGUUUGUGAGCCUAGAAAACUGUGUGACAAUGCAAAAGGACUCAAAGCCUUUUAUGAUGCAAUAAAAUAUGGACCUAAUCAUCUGAUGGUUUUUGGUGGUGUAUGUGCAACUGUUACCUCUAUCAUUGCUGAAUCUCUAAAAGGAUGGAAUUUGGUUCAGCUUUCAUUUGCAGCAACAACUCCAGAGUUGGCUGACAAGAAAAAAUAUCCUUAUUUCUUCCGGACAGUGCCAUCUGAUAAUGCAGUGAAUCCAGCAAUUUUGAAGUUACUCAAGUAUUACCAAUGGAAGAGAGUAGGAACUUUAACCCAGGAUGUACAAAGGUUCUCUGAGCAACAGAUGCGCGCCGGCCGCUCUGUCUCCAUCCGGAUUCCUUCCCUUCCUCGUGCCGGACGCGGGCUCCGGGGGUCGGCCCGCAGCGAGCCGGUGGAGAUCGGCGGAAAGAGUUAA
This is a messenger RNA of Meleagris gallopavo (turkey), 476 nucleotides long. The record is from RefSeq and is a predicted model, not a curated record. Lineage: Eukaryota; Metazoa; Chordata; Aves; Galliformes; Phasianidae.